Molecule: messenger RNA, 1156 nt
Organism: Vigna radiata var. radiata (mung bean)
Lineage: Eukaryota; Viridiplantae; Streptophyta; Magnoliopsida; Fabales; Fabaceae
Product: calmodulin-lysine N-methyltransferase
Exons: 7
Coding region: 58-1002 (314 amino acids)
Cellular component (GO): cytoplasm
Molecular function (GO): calmodulin-lysine N-methyltransferase activity
Source: RefSeq, a predicted model, not a curated record
AAGGAGAAAGUAGAUAAAAAUGGGCCUAACCCCUUCUGAGAAAAACAAAAAGCUGCGAUGGACAACACAGCGAACGUCAAAGCUUCCUCUUUGAGAUGGAAAAUUCUUCGUCGCGCGCUUCUCUCACGCUCCACUCCGCCAGACUCAGAAGAACAAUCUCAAAUUAUUAUUAAGCGCAUUUCGAGAAGGACCAGCCAUGGAUUCAACUUGAUACCCUCACAUGUAAUCGACCACGAACAUCACCCGAACAAACGCGAAGGUUCUUCCACCAGAGACGCUCGCGUCUGUUACACUUUACCUAUCUCUGACGCUCCUCAACUCUUUCUGACACAAAGAGUGGACAGCGGUGCUGACCUUGAUGAUUUUGAAAUAUGCAACAGAUACAACAUUGACAAUACGGGGCUCGUUUGUAAUUGGCCUUCAGAAGAUGUUCUUGCUCACUAUUGCUUGUCACAUGCAGAUAUAUUCAGGUCUAAAAAGGUUAUUGAGCUUGGUUCUGGCUAUGGAUUGGCUGGAUUUGUUAUUGCAGCUGCUACAGGGGCAUCCGAGGUUGUAAUCUCAGAUGGAAAUCCACAAGUAGUUGAUUAUACUCAGCGUAAUAUUGAAGCCAACGCUGGAGCAUUUGGGGAUACAGUUGUGAAGUCUAUGACUCUUCACUGGAAUCAGGAGGAUAUUACUAAUUUAGCGGACACGUUUGAUAUCAUCAUUGCGAGUGACUGCACUUUCUUUAAGGAUUUCCACAGAGACCUUGCUCGUAUUGUCAAACAUUUAUUAUCAAAAGCCGGAUCUUCUGUGGCUAUACUUUUAAGUCCAAAAAGAGGCAACUCGUUGGACCUGUUCUUGGAGGUGGCCAAGGAAAAUGGCUUACGUUUCAGUGUAACGGAGAACUAUGACCAAGAAGUCUGGAAACGUCAUGAGGGAUUCUUGAAUGAAGACAGGGACUCUUGGCCCAGUUAUGAGAAAGGUCACAGCUAUCCACUCUUAAUCAGAAUUACCCUUUGAGCUUUCUUUUACGCAUUCUCCUGGGGCCUCUUUCUGUUGUUGGUUGACUCUUAGACAAUGUUCAAACCAAUUCCCAGACAGGAAUUGUCCUGAUUCAGACACUAACCGAUUUCAUGCUUUCAUUGCGUAAUACAUUAUUUUGUUGGUUGGGUCA